AUGCUUUCGGUACUCUCGACCCUGGCAGUCACUGCCGUGCUCGUCUCGGCUCAAUCUUCAAUCUUCGAUUUCCCGGAGUACCCGCCCCCAGGGGAAUACGAUCCGAAUGAGCUAUUAGCAAGUGCUGUCGGCACUCUGCCCUACGGUAUCAGUGUAGCCGACCAGUCCCUCGCAUCGACACCUGUGCACUACGACACUGGUUUCUUUGGUCCUCAGCUCGAGCUGGUACAUGCGUACUACGACUACUGGCCAACUGGUGUUGGUGUAGGCAGUGAUGGCAUGGUCUUCACUUGCUACCCUCGUGGAAACGAGACAUACACCCUUGGCCUCGUCACUGGACCCACGACCGAGGAAGCAUGGCCUAAUGAGGAAUGGAACACGCCCCCGGCGUUCGAGAACGCUACCAACCCGGGAUACAGUAUUGUUUCCGAUAAGCUGAUCUUCGUGCAAUCUGUGGUUGUGGACGGGUUGGACCGUGUCUGGGCGCUCGACACCGGACGCCCGCGCGUCAAUGGCACCUAUCUCUACGCACAGGUCCCGGGUGGCCCCAAGCUGGUUGGGUUCUACAUGAACGGCACGAAUUUCGCCACGUACACCUUCCCCAGCUCGGUCGUGUACUCCGACUCUUCCAUCAAUGACGUGAGGUUUGACUUGAGGGGCGGAGGGUAUGCAUACAUCACGGAUAGCUCACCAUACCACGCUGCGUUGAUUGUGGUGGAUCUUGCUACCGGAGAAUCUUGGAGGCACCUCGAUGGGCACGCUGCUGUCAGCCCCGAUCCAAACUUUGUGCCUGUCUACAACGGAGGUGAGUUUCACCAAGAAGAUCGCGGGUCGAUGCUGACUAGUCACUCAGUUCCUUUCUACUACCACACGCUGUUUGCCCCAAAUGCUAUCCAGUUCAUGACUGCUUUCGCCGCAGACGGUAUUGCGCUGUCAGCAGACGGCGAGUACGUCUACGUCACGCCGCUCACGAGUCGCUACCUGUACCGUGUCCCGACGUCGUACCUCAAACAGCAGCCGUCAGGCAAUAACCCGUAUGCCGCCCUCCUAGCAAAAGAGGCCGUACAGGUAGUCGCCCAGUCCGGAGGCCAUGCUGACGGUCUCGAAACGGACGCAUCCGGAUACAUCUACAUUGGGUCGCAGGAACACAAUGCUAUACAUCGCUUCAACGCGACGACCGGCAUUGUGGAGCCGUUCAUCCGCAACCCAGUGAUUCAGUGGGCCGACACCUUCUCGGUUGUCACGCUCGCAGAGGGUAACUUCCUCUACUUCACUGUCAACCAG
This is a messenger RNA of Rhodofomes roseus, 1284 nucleotides long. Its product is annotated as major royal jelly protein-domain-containing protein. The annotation marks the transcript as partial. The record is from RefSeq and is a predicted model, not a curated record. NCBI's taxonomy places the organism in Eukaryota, Fungi, Basidiomycota, Agaricomycetes, Polyporales, Fomitopsidaceae. The transcript has 8 exons.